Molecule: messenger RNA, 1953 nt
Organism: Toxotes jaculatrix (banded archerfish)
Lineage: Eukaryota; Metazoa; Chordata; Actinopteri; Toxotidae
Gene: clec11a
Product: C-type lectin domain containing 11A
Exons: 5
Coding region: 316-1110 (264 amino acids)
Source: RefSeq, a predicted model, not a curated record
UUUACACUUCUCCUAGUUUCUGUUUUUCUAAAAGGGGAGUGUACACCAGCUCCCGUUCACAUUUGUAAUGGGAGAUUCCUGCUGCUUUCCUGCUGCUGUUCCUGCUUUGCUGCAUUCUGGAUUGCAUCUCUGAGGGAAGCACGAGGGUCAGGAGGGAAAGAAAAGUGAAAGAGAGAGAAGAGAAGAGAGAAACAGAGAGUGGAGAGAGAGCGAGAGCCAGAGGUGCAGAGGGAGUUUUUGCUGCUGAGGGAAAAGCAGAGUUAUUAGGGAGCAGAAAAUGGGACCGGCUGCCACCUCGCUCGCUCUCCUGUGUUUAUGUUCUCUGGGUGUGUGUGUUCCUACAGGGACGGCCGACGCUGCACCAACACAGGUCAGGACUGUACGUGCACAGCUUCUCUGCCAGAGGUGAAGAAGGCAAGAGGAGAUGUUCCUGAUAUUCUUCCAGAGCCUGAACCAGAGCCAACCAGCCCAGUGUCAGACUUUGAAAACUCAUACAACUACGUCUUAUCCAGACUAGCCGGUAUGGACCAGGCGAUCCACAAGCUGAAUGUUGGUCACUACACACUGGAUGUGAAAGUCAGUCAGCUGAUGGACCGUCUGUCCAGGAUGGAUGCAAAAGUUGGGGAGCUUGAGGACAGCAUCCGGGAGGUCUAUCAGCACAGCAAGGACAACCGCAAGGAAAUCGGAAGACUGGAAGGCUGCCAGAAGGGACGCAGGAUGGGAUACAAAUGUUAUCUGGUGUAUAACAGCCUUGAGGAUUACGCUGGAGCGUCCAGAAAGUGUCUGGAACGUGGCGGUCGGAUGGCGAUGCCCCGGGACCGCAAGGAGCAGGAGGCCCUUGCCGACUAUGUCAAGUCCUUCUUCCACCCGGGGAACUGGCCCGUCUGGCUGGGCAUCAAUGACCUACGGUCUGAGGGCAUGUACCUUUUUGAUGAUGGGACGCGGGUCUCGUACUUCCAGUGGCGCAAGCACUUUCUGUCCAGCCAGCCUGAUGGCGGGAGGCGGGAGAACUGUGUGGCCAUGUCAUCAGAUGAUGGGGACUGGUGGGACCACUACUGUGAUCGGACCAUGAACUAUCUCUGCGAGUUUGAUGACAGGGUGGCACUUUAAAAUGAACACUUUUCAAGGUAGCCAUACUCUCCCACCACCUUACUACUAACUUAACCUUUGACCUCCACCUGUUGAUCAUUAUAAAUUGACAGUUCAAUAUAUUUUAAAAUAACUUAUUUCCCGUUAAAAGACAUGUUAAACGUACCUGGAUUGGUUGCUUUAAUUCUCCAUCGGAAAUCUAGUUGUUUUAAUAGAAACAGCCUGUGUAAUUUCAUUGUGAUACACAAUUUGUGUAGCAUUGUCAGUCAUGAAAGUAUUUUACAGUGAUUUAGGUUUUUAAGGUGAAACACCUCUCAAAUGCGCACAAAUAUAUGUAUUUCUAUUUAACUUCUGAAAGUACAGAAUGAGACUUUAUCAGAUCAUGUUAUAAUAUAAAUAUUAUAUUAUUCAUGCAGCUGCAGUGAUAUGAAUGUAAGCCAGUCAGAACUCUGCUGUGAUUUCACACAUGGAAUUCUAAAUAUUUGUUCAAAGUUUCCAAAAAAGGGAAAACAUGAAAAGCUGGAGGUACUUUCUUCAGAAUCAGCACAUACUGAACCUCUUGAAGAUAUAAAUCAGUGAGUGUUUGGGUUUCACUGGAAUUAGGCAAUGCUUCUCUCUUACUUAAGAUCUCUGAAGAUGUUCUAACAAAAUCUGGCGCAGGGUGCAACUGAGCUGUUGAACUGCUGGUUCUCCAACAUCCUUGGCAAGAACAGACCAGCAGUUUUAGAGCUGUAGUCUCAUUUCUCAUUCUCCUUUCACCCUCCAAGAAUGACACAUUUCUGUAUGUAAAUGUGUGCUGAGUCCAACCAUAUAUAAAACGAGAAAGUUGUACUGUACAUAAAAGUCUAAGUGUAAAUGUUUUUA